UGAAAAUCUGAAGGGCCCAUAGAAAUAGUCACAAGGAAGUGACUGCGGACAGACUUGCACCUGACCCUGGGCAGGGAUAUAAAGGCCCCAGGCUCAGGAGGUUCCACACCUGCACACUUCCUCUCCACCUGCUCCUCUGACCUACUCCAUCCUCAACCAAACUCCAGAACCAUGACCUGCUGUGGCUGUUCAGGAGGCUGUGGCUGCAGCUGUGGGGGCUGUGGCUCCAGCUGUUGCAAGCCUGUGUGCUGCUGUGUGCCUGUCUGCUCCUGCUCCAGCUGUGGUGGCUGCAAGGGAGGCUGUGGCUCCUGUGGGGGCUGCAAGGGAGGCUGUGGCUCCUGUGGAGGCUGCAAGGGAGGCUGUGGUUCCUGUGGGGGCUGCAAGGGAGGCUGUGGCUCUUGUGGGGGCUGCAAGGGAGGUUGUGGCUCCUGUGGGUGCUGCAAGGGAGGCUGUAGCUCCUGUGGGGGCUGCAAAUCUAGCUGCUGCCAAUCCAGCUGUUGCAAGCCCUGCUGUUGCCAAUCCUGCUGCUGCAAGCCCUGCUGCUGCGAAUCCUGCUGUUGCAAGCCCUGCUGCUGCCAGUCCAGCUGCUGCAAGCCCUGCUGCUGCCAGUCCAGCUGCUGCAAGCCCUGCUGCUGCCAAUCCUGCUGCUGCAAGCCCUGCUGCUGCGAAUCCUGCUGUUGCAAGCCCUGCUGCUGCCAGUCCAGCUGCUGCAAGCCCUGCUGCUGCCAAUCCUGCUGUUGCAAGCCCUGCUGCUGUCAGUCCAGCUGCUGCAAGCCCUGCUGCUGCCAGUCCAGCUGCUGUGCCCCCGUGUGCUGCCAGUGUAAGAUCUAAACCUCUGACCUUAGGCCUUCAGUUUUCUCAGUGCUCCAUGCCAUACCUAAUGUUCCUGGAUUACUUCCUCUCCACACACUCUCCUCCUGAUACUUGUAAUUCAUCUCCACCUUUCACCCACGUCCUAAUCUCUUUCCCUAGUACAACCCUCCAGCUAUGUCUUAUCUCCACCCUCCCUCUGGAAUAACAUAUUUUAUAAGCCCUGGAAAUGGCCCCAUGUAAAGGGGCCAUCUGAUGGCCACAGGGUGUCGCUGUCUGCCCCUUUGAGGAUGCUGAGAUCCAGCGUUCGACCCACACACAGUCUGUGCUUCUGACGGGUGAGAUACUGUUUUCAGUGGGUUCUUAACCUUCCAGACCCUGAGUCUUCCAAGCCACUUGCUUUUCCCCCAUGACAUUUUCUAAGGACUUCCUGUUGCCUUCUAUGUCACCUGCUUAAAUAAAUAAAGUGAUAAACA
Mus musculus (house mouse) is the source of this 1286-nucleotide messenger RNA. RefSeq names its product predicted gene 45618 (gene Krtap5-26). Lineage: Eukaryota; Metazoa; Chordata; Mammalia; Rodentia; Muridae. Bases 172 to 831 code for a protein of 219 amino acids. The record is from RefSeq and is marked validated. The transcript has a single exon.